Messenger RNA from Acromyrmex echinatior (Panamanian leafcutter ant), 3766 nucleotides. RefSeq names its product Protein EFR3 homolog stmA (gene stmA). Lineage: Eukaryota; Metazoa; Arthropoda; Insecta; Hymenoptera; Formicidae. The record is from RefSeq and is a predicted model, not a curated record. Gene Ontology annotation, cellular component: plasma membrane. Gene Ontology annotation, biological process: protein localization to plasma membrane.
GUCUGCUGUUAUCAAUUGGUUUUGCAGGUGUUUACCAGGUGCUACUUGUCAGUUGUCACAGAAGUUAUCAUAAUGUUCGGCUGUUGUUGGUGUUGUGCUGCGUUACGUCCGAGAUACAAGAGGCUCGUUGAUAAUAUUUUUCCGGUUAAUCCUCAGGAUGGUUUGAUUAAGAACAAUAUGGAGAAACUAACAUUUUAUUCGUUGAGCAGUCCUGAGAAAUUAGAUAGGAUUGGAGAAUACCUGUUUCAACGAGCUUCCAGGGAUAUUUACAGGAGACGAAAUGGCUUUGUUGUGAUCGCCAUGGAGGCAAUGGACCAACUCCUGGUAGCUUGUCAUGCACAAACUCUGAAUCUAUUUGUUGAGAGCUUCUUGAAAAUGGUACAAAAACUGCUGGAAUCUACGGAUCCUCAAUUACAAAUUCUUGCAACGCAGUCUUUUGUCAGAUUUGCCAAUAUUGAGGAAGACACACCCUCGUAUCAUACUCGUUACGAUUUCUUUGUGUCGAAAUAUUCGGCAAUGUGCCAUUCUAACAAUGAUGAUCCCACUACACGCAAGCAAAUUAGGCUUGCUGGAAUUCAAGGGUUACAGGGCGUUGUAAGAAAAACUCUUUCUGAUGAUUUGGUUGAGAAUAUCUGGGAACCUGUACACAUGGACAAGAUUGUACCAUCAUUAUUGUACAACAUGCAAAAUUCAAGAUAUGCUGAUAAGGAAGACACAACACCGGACAGCCCAACUGAAGAACGAUCGGAUCCACCGCAGUUUGCGGAAACUUGCAUGCGAGAACUGAUCGGACGCGCAUCAUUUGGUCAUAUUAGAUGUGUUAUAAGACCUGUGUUGAGGCAUCUGGACAAUCAUCACUUAUGGGUCCCUAACUACUUCGCAAUUCAUACUUUCAGAAUAAUUAUGUUUUCCAUUCAAUCACAAUAUUCCUACACUGUAGUGGAAGCUUUAAUGACUCAUCUUGAUGAUCACUCAAAAUCGUCUCCCAAGAUUCGCACCAGCAUUGCGGAUACUUUGUCUAAAAUUAUAUCAAUUGCUGCAGGUGAAAGUGUUGGACCAUCUGUGUUAGAAAUUAUAAAUUCCUUAUUAUCUCACCUACGAGUUAGUGUAACGAGGAAUCAAUCAUCAAGUAGUGAUGAACAAUUGUAUCAAGAAGCUCUUAUUAACGCUCUUGGAGAGUUCGCAAAUCAUCUUCCAGAUUACCAGAAAAUUGAGAUUAUGAUGUUCAUUAUGAGUAAAGUUCCAUACAGUCAGCCUGAUCGUAUCGUAUCGGUCGGCAAAGGAGAUGUAUUACUUCAAAGCAUACUUUUAAAGUCCCUAUUAAAGGUUGGCACCAAGUACCAAACUAUUCACUUGAACACAACGUUCCCACCCAGUUUCUUGGAUCCAUUACUAAGAAUGUCAUUGGCAGCAGAUGCUGAAAUGAGACUUCUUGUACAGAAAAUAUUCCAUACCUUAAUCGACAGACGACGGAAUAUUACAAAACUCGCUAAACCAACUGUGAACGUAGCAGAGCUCGAUCUUGCUAUUGAAAAAGCCUCUAGACCUGAUGUAAUCUUUAUUCGGAAGCACGGUCCUGAAAUCUACUUGGCGCUGUAUGAAUCAUUAGAGCUGUCUAGUAAUACAGUAGAAAAUGUGGAAUCUAUUUAUACCACACUGGCGUUACUUGCCAUUGAAUUAGCUUCUGAGGAAACAGUAUUAGAGUUACUGAGAUUGGUGUUGAGCCUGCAAGACUUGGCACUGACAAGUGGUCAAAUUAGUCUUUCGCUUAAAUUCAAUUUACACGCAAUAGUUAUCAGCUUACUAAUCUUAAUAUCAUAUGUCUGUAAUAUUACCGCUCUCAUGGAUUAUGCGAAAAAGGUGGUAGAUGCACGUCGAAACGAUAGCCCCCAUUUACUACCAGAUUUACAAUCUCAAUAUGAUACUGGUCUAACAUCCAGAUUAGCGCCAGCUCUUUUAGUCGACCAAACUGUUGUUAGUGAAUGUCUAAAAGGAGCUGGUCUUGAUAGUGGAAAAUUACAACAAGGUUCAGGCUACAGCGGCAAUUCUUUACAACACAGACAUUCAUGGGUUGAUGCUGGACGGAAUUCACUAGCUGACAUUAAUUCUGGAGGUCCAGAAUUGGAUAGUGGAGGUUCAUCACCGGGUGUGCAAAAGAAAUUACCUGGAGAAGAAUUAACGUUCGAAAGCAUGAAAAGAAUUUUGACAGAGAGCAACAAUAAUCAAGUAAUAGAAGAAGAGAAGCGAAUGCAACUUUCUCAGUUUUUUAGAAAUGCACCAUUCCAAGAUUUAGUAUCAAAAACACAACCAAAGCACGAUGUUUUACAGAGUAAGUUAUCAGAGAUAUUUAAUACGCUGUCUGUUGAUCCGCGCAACACGGUUCCUACGAUCGGACCACAGACAGAUACUAAACCAAGUCAAACUCCAGCUUACGAAAUUCAUUUCCCAGAGUUGUUUGUAUAUUAAACUGCUAAUGUUCCUGUUGCAUCAACAUUAGGUGCCAUUUGGUGCUACAAAUGCUUCAAAACAUUUGAUUGAUCAAUUGGAAGAAAGAAAUUUACUAAUUGAUCAAUCAAUGAAUGCUUCAAAGCAUUUCUAUAAAACAUCAAAUGGACUGUAGCUAUUAACAUAGUGUUGCAUUAUAUUAAAUCGUCUACAUGUUACUGAGCAUGAACAAUAGCUCCUAUACUUUAAAGAUUGACUUAUGUACAUAACAGAGAAAAUACUUUUAUGUUUUAUAUUGCUAGAUAUAUAUUUUUUAUUGAGUUGCUGUUACUAAUUUUAUUUAUUUUUAAUGAGUAGGUCUUAAAUACUAUAUAAGUUGCAAUAAAAAUGGUUAAUUGGUGUUUUUAUAAAAUUAUCAAUGGUUAUAGAAUGGUUUUAUGGAAGUAGAGAGACAGGAAUUUCUCAUACACAUGUUAUGAUUCUAUAGACUUGUCACAGAUUUCAUAAACUGAAUCAACUGUUUUCAUUAAUGUAGGUUGACUCAGAAUCACGGUCGCGUGAUGCUACAAAUGCUUUGAAACAUUCUUUGAUUGGUUAAUUAGUAUUUUUUUUUCUAAUUAGUUUAUCAAAUGUCUCAAAAUAUUUAUAGUGAUUUGUAGUGACUAAUAUGUCGAUAUUUUAAUAGAGAAACAAAAAAAAAGUUCACAUAAGCAUCGAUAUAAUGAAUCAUUCUAUAUACAUAAAUUAGGCUUCAGCAAAAACUAAUCUGGAUAUAUACUAUAUUCCAGCAGUAGAUUAAUUACGUAAAUGCACUGUUGUACUUAAUCAUGUUAAUGUAAAGUUAAAAAUUGUAUAUCUAUGUAUAUCUCUUUAUGUAUAUUCUAGAUCGAAAAACACAAUUUUCUCUCACGGCAGAGUGAUUGAAAAAAGUUGCAAUAUAUAUUUAUAAAUAUAGAGAAUAGUUCGAAAUAUUUUGUAAAUAUACGUAUAUUAAAACACAUGUUAACCUGGAAAAAGAUUUAUUAUAGUGCAAUGCUUAUCCUUCUUACAUUUCUCUCCAGUUAUUUAUUCAUAUAAUUAUGAAGAAAAAGAUGUUUAGUAUACGCUUGAGGAAGCAGAGUAAUUUUCUAUUGUACUUUAUCUUAUGAAAAUCUGUAGCAUUACAUUACCAAUUGUUCUUUCCUUUAUUGAAUCUUUGUACAAAAUACUCGAAGGAUCACCAAAUACAUAGUAAAUGGAAUGAACACAGGUUUUAUUUUGCAAAUAUCUGAAGGGUCCCUUUAUUCAACCGCUCAUCAUAGGAACACGGUUAGUCGAUUUU